UACGAGGCUAGAUUCCGAUUUACCGAUCUUGAGUCUAACAUCAACAUGACAUCAUCACUUCGCCCCGAACUCUCGACGCGUCGCAAACAUGGAGGCCGCAAUAAGCGUGCGCACGCAGCAAGGCGUAAUUACCUGGCACGGUGACUAUGUUAUAGUCUUGUGCCCUUCGUCUAGAAUCCCAGCAAAGUCAGUAAAUUUCGCGGAUAGUCCCUUGAGACCGUCGCAAACGGCCACUUCCAGCCAUCUUUGUUUAUUGUCGAUCAUUGUAUGGUGUAUGUCCUCAGAAUAGCCUCACGACGAUUACUGCUAUCAAUUAGCUUCCCCUAAAUUCGGAACCAUUCGCGAUGGCGUCUGGCAACGACACUACGGAGAAUUCUCUAGGAUUCAACCAACAGCGCUCACAUAACGAUUUGGAACGACAAUCCAAUCUCUAUUCAAAUGUGUCAGACGACAACGACAACGCAAACACGCACAACACUUUCAUUUCCAAUGCUUUACAUACCAGCAGUCGGAGCUAUUACGGUGCAGAUGGCACGCAAUUGUCUACAGCUUCAACCAAUUCCACAGUGGUAGCAUCCCCAGAAGUCCGGUCAAUCCAGGAUGUCACAAACGAACAACAAGCCAAAGAAACCAUGUCUGGAAACGCGGUUAUCACACCAUCUACCCCUGGCAAUGACUACCUUCAAAAGACGACAUCGGGAGACCCAGUUGAGGAACAUGUAGUUCUUCAAGACGACUCAUCCGAUUCGGAACAUGAAGCUGGCGAGCCAUCCACCAAGCCUGCCGCUGUCGCGAAACGGCCUGGUCUGCAGUCAAAGAACUCCAGACCCAUGACAGAAGACGAUCUGUUCCGCGCCUUGUCCCGACGAAUGACGAGUCAGAAUAACGGCCUCAGCAAGUCUAACACUAAUGCUUCGGGGCGAAGUCAGGAGGAAGAAGAUGAGAUCAACAAACUCAUGUCGAAGAUGUUCGGGCGUACUAGACAGGAGGCAUCAGAAGAAGAGAAGACCCGGCAUCAAGGUGUUAUAUUUAAACACUUGACAGUCAAGGGCAUGGGGAUUGGAGCAGCUUUGCAGCCAAGUGUUGGAGAUAUUUUCCUGAACCCAGUUCGGCUCAUCAAGAACCUUGUAACCAAGGGGCCGCGUCAGGCAGCCGGAAAGCCCCCCGUUCGAACUCUUCUAGAUGACUUCUCUGGAUGCAUAAGACCUGGUGAGAUGGUUCUAGUCCUCGGAAGACCGGGAGCUGGUUGCUCCACAUUUCUCAAGAUGAUCGGCAAUCAACGGUACGGAUUCGAAGAGAUCACAGGCGAUGUCUCGUACGGUGGCACAGAUGCCGACGAGAUGGGCAAGAAGUAUCGUUCAGAGGUGCUUUACAAUCCUGAGGAAGACCUCCAUUACGCGACACUAAAGGUCAAAGACACAUUGCGAUUUGCUCUGAAGACAAGAACACCCGGCAAAGAGUCACGAAAAGAAGGCGAGUCUCGCAAGGACUAUGUAAACGAGUUUCUUCGUGUGGUUACCAAACUCUUCUGGAUUGAACACACACUGGGUACAAAGGUCGGUAACGAAAUGAUCCGUGGUGUCUCAGGUGGUGAGAAAAAGCGUGUUUCAAUUGCAGAGGCCAUGGUCACAAAGGCUUCAGUACAAUCUUGGGAUAAUUCGACGAAAGGCCUCGACGCGAGUACUGCUCUCGAAUACGUCCAAAGUCUGCGUUCCCUUACGAACAUGGCUCAAAUCUCUACUGCCGUAGCGCUCUACCAAGCAGGCGAGUCUUUGUAUGACCUUUUCGACAAAGUUCUCCUUAUCCACGAGGGACGAUGUUGCUACUUUGGACCUACCGAGAAGGCUGCAGACUACUUCAAGAACCUAGGCUUUGUUCAACCCGAACGUUGGACUACCAGUGAUUUCUUGACAUCCGUCACAGAUGACCACGAGCGACAAAUCAAGGAAGGCUGGGAGGACCGCAUUCCCCGCACUGGUGCGGCUUUUGGCGAAGCAUUCCACAACAGCGAACAAGCCAAUGAUAACCUUGCCGAGAUUGAAGAGUUUGAGAAGGAGACCAAGCGACAGGCCGAAGAACGUCACGAGGCCCGCACCAAGGCUACGAAGAAGAAGAACUUUACCAUCUCGUUUCCAGCUCAAGUCGUUGCCUGCACCGAUCGCCAAUUCCGUGUAAUGGUGGGAGAUCCGCAAUCUCUCAUCGGAAAAUGGGGAGGUAUUUUUUUCCAGGCUCUCAUCGUCGGAUCGCUCUUUUACAAUCUUCCAAACACUGCACAAGGCGUGUUUCCACGUGGUGGUGUCAUCUUCUUCAUGCUUCUUUUCAAUGCCCUUCUCGCCCUCGCUGAGCUUACGUCUGCCUUCGAGUCCCGGCCUAUUCUAUUGAAACACAAGACGUUCUCUUUCUAUCGACCAGCCGCCUACGCGAUUGCGCAAACCCUAAUCGACAUGCCCCUGGUGCUAGUUCAGGUUUUCAUCUUCGAUAUCGUGGUGUACUUCAUGGCGAACCUGCAACGAACAGCAUCUCAAUUCUUCAUUAGCUUACUCUUCCUCUGGAUCAUCACAAUGACCAUGUAUGCUUUCUUCCGAGCUAUUGGUGCCUUGGUAGGAUCCUUGGACGUUGCAACUCGAAUUACCGGUGUUGCCAUACAAGCACUCGUCGUAUAUACUGGUUAUCUGAUUCCUCCGGCGAAGAUGCAUCCGUGGUUUUCAUGGCUGAGAUGGAUUAACCCUAUCCAAUACGGUUUCGAAGGUCUCCUAGCAAACGAGUUUUACAACCUGGAGAUUCAAUGUGUGCCUCCAUUCAUCGCGCCACAGAUUCCAGGCGCGCAGGAGCAGUAUCAGUCUUGCGCAAUUCAAGGUAACACGCCUGGAUCUCUUACGGUCUCUGGCCCAGACUACAUCUCGGCAGCCUUUGGCUACAGUAGGUCGCACCUGUGGCGCAACUUUGGUUUCAUCUGCGCCUUCUUCCUCUUCUUUGUUGCACUCACCGCGUUUGGUAUGGAGAUCCAGAAACCAAAUAAAGGUGGAGGUGCUGUAACAAUCUACAAGCGCGGUCAGGUGCCGAAGACUGUUGAAAAGGAGAUGGAGACUAAAACUUUGCCCAAGGAUGAAGAAGCUGGCAACAGUGAGCCAGUUAGCGAGAAACACUCCUCCAGCGACAACGACGACUCCGACAAGACAGCCGAAGGGGUAGCGAAGAACGAGACUAUCUUUACAUUCCAGGACAUCACCUACACCAUUCCAUACGAGAAGGGCGAACGGACGUUGUUGAAGGGUGUACAAGGUUUUGUCAGGCCUGGCAAGCUCACUGCCUUGAUGGGUGCUUCAGGUGCCGGCAAGACGACACUGUUGAACACCCUUGCUCAGCGCAUCGACUUUGGCGUCGUUCGUGGAGACUUCUUGGUCGAUGGGAAGCCAUUGCCCCAUAGUUUCCAACGCAGCACAGGUUUUGCAGAGCAAAUGGAUGUACACGAAUCAACGGCGACAGUACGCGAAGCACUUCAAUUCUCAGCACGGUUGAGACAGCCCAAAGAGGUACCUAUCCAGGAAAAGUACGAUUACGUUGAGAAGAUCAUCGACUUGCUGGAGAUGCGCGAUAUCGCUGGAGCAGCUAUUGGUACCGCUGGAAAUGGACUUAAUCAAGAGCAGAGGAAGCGUCUGACCAUCGGUGUGGAGCUUGCAAGCAAACCUGAACUGCUAAUGUUCCUCGAUGAGCCUACAUCUGGCUUGGACUCUGGUGCUGCUUUUAACAUUGUCCGGUUCCUGCGCAAGCUUGCGGAUGCUGGACAAGCGAUCCUUUGCACGAUUCAUCAGCCCAGUGCUGUUCUAUUUGAGCACUUUGAUCAGCUCCUGCUUCUCAAAUCUGGAGGUAGAACGGUUUAUUUUGGUGAUCUAGGCCACGACUCGCAGAACCUCAUCGAGUAUCUUCAGAACAAUGGCGCCGAGAAGAUUGGCCCCAAGACUAACCCUGCCGAAUAUAUGCUGGAGGCUAUAGGUGCUGGCAAUCCCGACUAUAAGGGCCAGGACUGGGGUGAUGUCUGGGAGAAGAGCGCGGAAAACGAAAAGCUGGGCAAGGAGAUACAGGAGAUCAUCGCCAGCAGACGUGACGCAUCGAAGAACGAUGAAGCUCGUGAUGACCGAGAAUAUGCGAUGCCAUACAUUCAACAAUGGCUUACAGUUGUCAAGCGAAGUUUCGUGGCGAUUUGGCGAGACCCUCCAUACGUAUCAGGUAUGGUCAUGUUGCACAUCAUCACUGGAUUGUUCAACGGCUUCACUUUCUGGAAUCUCGGACAAAGUCAGAUCGAUAUGCAAUCACGACUCUUCUCCAUCUUCAUGACCCUCACUAUUGCGCCUCCUCUGAUCCAACAACUACAACCCCGCUUCAUCAGCGUGCGUGGCAUCUAUGAGUCCCGCGAAGGCAGCGCUAAGAUCUACUCCUGGACGGCGAUGGUCUGGGGUACCAUACUUAGCGAGUUACCAUACCGUAUCGUCGCUGGAACCAUUUACUGGUGCUGCUGGUACUUCCCACCUGGCUUUCCUCGCGAUACAUACACCGCGGCGAGUGUUUGGCUCUUCGUCAUGCUCUUUGAGGUCUUCUAUCUAGGCUUUGGACAGGCCAUCGCCUCUUUUGCUCCCAACGAGCUACUCGCGUCACUACUUGUGCCGCUGUUCUUUACUUUCAUCGUCUCCUUCUGUGGUGUGGUUGUGCCCUACGCCGGACUACCCACAUUCUGGCAAUCCUGGAUGUACCAUUUGACGCCUUUCCGGUACCUACUGGAAGGGUUCCUCGCGCUACUUGUUCAAGGACAAGAAAUCAGAUGCGAGACUAACGAGUUGGCGAUCUUUCCACCCCCACCUGGCCAAGACUGUCAGACGUAUGCCGGUCAAUUCGCGCAGCAAGCGGGGGGUUAUGUCGAAGCCCAGCCAGACGGUACUUGUGGAUUCUGUCAGUACGCAACGGGCGACGCCUUCGCAGCUUCGUUCAACGUCUUCCCAAAGUCCAUCUGGCGCGAUUUUGGCAUUAUGUGGGCCUACAUCUUCUUCAAUUUUGCAGUAGUCUUCUUCUGCACCUGGCUUUACUUGGGCGGCCUGCGCCAGAUCAAGUCAUUCUUCAGCCCAGCGGCGCGCAAACAAAAGAAGGAGACGGCGAAGAAGAAGAAGAAGACACAGAGCGGCGACGCAGCUUGAGGCAGAAAAAAAAGAGAAUUCGGCACAGUGUGCAGCGACAUGGCUUGCAUGUCGCUGUGAAGAUGCGGGUUCCGGAAAACUCCUAGCUUGCCCGCGGCCGGAACGCGCAAGGCUGGGUUAGCACGCAGCUUUGGAACGGCCCAUCCCAGCGCAGGGUGGGGCUCAUUUCCGCCUCGUGCAUUCCCCGCGAAAUGCCUCUUGGGGAUCUAGAGCAUGUGCUAGAGGUUUGGUGUACGUACAGGCUGGACUCUAGCGUUCACCAUAGUGCCAUUCGUAUAGAGAUUUUCAAGCGGUGUAGCAAUUAAUAGUAAUUUUUGACAGCACAGCUGUCAUGUGUACAG
Molecule: messenger RNA, 5527 nt
Organism: Alternaria alternata
Lineage: Eukaryota; Fungi; Ascomycota; Dothideomycetes; Pleosporales; Pleosporaceae
Exons: 6
Coding region: 345-5186 (1613 amino acids)
Biological process (GO): transmembrane transport
Cellular component (GO): membrane
Molecular function (GO): ATP hydrolysis activity; ATP binding; ABC-type transporter activity
Source: RefSeq, a predicted model, not a curated record